Messenger RNA from Durusdinium trenchii, 1603 nucleotides. NCBI's taxonomy places the organism in Eukaryota, Dinophyceae, Suessiales, Symbiodiniaceae. The record is from the annotation of a GenBank genome assembly.
GCGGCCAGGCCGUUGUUCAGACUUGGCUGCGCGGACACGGAGAAUGUUAGCAGGAAGCGGCCCUGCGGUGGUUCCCAACGGAUCGGCUCCCAGUGGAGCGGACAUGGCCUCCGGCCCCAGCGAGCGGGGCGAGCGGGCACCGGUGGCCCAUGACUGGAUGAGAGGCGGCAGAGGACACGUCUCCGCGGCGGACAUGGCCUCUGGCCCCCGAAUGCAGCAGGAGGCAGAUCGGCCGAGUGUCCUGGGUGUGGCCCACGGCGAGCACUCUUGGAUGACCGGAGGACAAGUCUCAGCGGCAGAUAUGGCCUCUGGGCCAGGGGUGCAGGAGGUGACUGUGAUGGACGCCAAUCCCUUCGCGCCCGCCGCGGAAAGAGACCCUGCACAACAGAUCGUUCACCAGCCCGAAGUGGUGCGGGAGGUGAACGUGAGCGUUUCAAGUGAUGCAAAUCCCUUUGCGUCCGCACCAGUGAACAUAAAAGCUUCGGAUGAUGCAAAUCCAUUUGCGUCCGCGCCAGAAACAGUGAAUGCUUCAGAUGCUGCAAAUCCCUUUGCUUCCGCACCGGUUGAUGCUUCAGAUGCCGCAAUCCCUUUUUGGUGCGCGCCGGUAAACGUGCAAGCAUCCGAUGACGCAAAUCCAUUUGCUUCGGCACCAGAACCGACAGUGAAUGCGGAGAACGACGCCGCAAAGGAGCCCUCGGGAUCGGCGCCAGUGAAUGUAGAUGAUCCGAAUGGUGCAAAUGACACUGAGUCCCCACCAGUGAAUGUGAACGCUUCAAGUGACGCAAAUCCCUUUGCGCCUGCACCUGUGAACAUAAAAGCUUCUGAUGAUGCAAAUCCAUUUGCGUCCGCUCCAGUAACCUUGAGUGCUUCAGAUGCCGCAAAUCCCUUUGCUUCCGAACCGGCGGAUGCUUCAGGUGCUGCAAUCCCUUUUUGGUGUGCCCCAGAACCAGUUGCGACAGAUGCUGCAAAUCCCUUGGAUUCAGCACCAGUGAAUGUGAAAGCUGCUGCAAGUGAUGCAAAUCCCUUCGCAUCCGCACCAGUGCAACUGGUAGCUUCGGACGAUGCAAAUCCAUUUGCGUCCGGGCCAGUUGAUGCUUCAGACGCCGCAAUCCCUUUUUGGUGCACGCCAGCAAAUGCAUCAGAUCCGCAGAAUGGCGCGGGGCUUUUUGCGUCUGUGAACGCGAAAGCAUCCGAUGACACAAGACCAUUUGCUUCUGCACCAGAACCGAAUGCCGCAGAUGCUGCAAAUCCCUUGGGAUCGGCGCCAGUGGCUUGGCAGCAUCCAAUUGCAGUUGGGCUGAUUGCUGCCUUUUUCCAGGUGAAUGUGAAAGCUGCUGCAAGUGAUGCAAAUCCCUUCGCAUCCGCACCAGUGCAACUGGUAGCUUCGGAUGAUGCAAAUCCAUUUGCGUCCGCGCCAGUUGUCAAUGCUUCAGAUGCCGCAAACCCUUUUUGGUCUGCGUCAGCGAAUGCAUCAGAUCCGCAGAAUGGCGCGGGGCUCUUUGCGUCUGUGAACGCUGCGAACGCAGGCGGAGCCGACGGCCUCUUUGGUGACUCGCCGCCCAGUUGGUUCGAUCAAAUCGGAGGGAGCAGCUCUUAUUUCUGA